CCUGUGUCAGCAGCCGGCGCCUCUGGUCCCGUGCCCACCGCGAGCGCACGUCCCCGUCAGUGCUGGCAACCUGUCACCGCCGAGGACGUGACUCCGAGCUGCCUCCGCUCUCUCCAAGCCCUAUUCCUUUAAGAUGAUGUAAUAGUCAUUUCCCUGGAUGGUUUCUUGCCUGCACUGCUCACACAACAGCAUCCGAACUGCUCCUGGCAUCGUGGGACCUCCCAGCUUCCGAGCCCAAGCCCUGCAGGCAUCUCCUCGCCACCCCGGCUGCUUUUCUUUCCCACCUGGCGGGGACAUGGGCGUCCCUUUGCCCUUGCCCGCAGGUGGGGUGGCUGCUGCGACCCUGGGGGGCGCAUCUGUCUGUCUCCUUGCCUCUGGGCUCUCUGAAUGCCUCUAAGUCCAGGUACCUCUUGCAACUCUCCCAGGUGCAAAGGAUCUGUUCUAUAAGGUUUGGAUUUCGGAUUUUCCUUUUUCCCCCACAGAAGCUUUGGUUGAUUUUUUUUUCCUCCCCUCCACUUCUUCGACUCAGCAUCCGUCUCUCGGUUCAACUUUUUUUUCCGAUCCGUUUUAACUAGAGAUUGGAAGUGAAUCCAUACACACAUCCAUACACACAUAGAAACGUACACCUACUAGCGCUUAAGUGUGGAAUCUUGGUUUCCCGAGAGCACUUCUCUCUUGACACUUUCCAUCGAUACCUCUGUCCUUUACCUGUUUGGGAUUUGACAAGACGUCCAGGCUCAGUGUGGCUGUGGUUUCUGAUUGCUCUGGAAAAGAUUAUUUCUUCGCACGAACUGAACUGAGUCUCCAGCACUCGCUAAGGUAAGCGCAGAGACUCACUGCUUUCUCUGUCCUGCUGAAAAACGGGUCUCUUUGGAAGUUGAAAAUUGUAUAUGCCUUUCCCGUCAGAUUUGCAAACAGGAUCAAUUUGAACGGCACUUGCUGGAGACGGUGGCAUAUGGAUAAACUUAAAGACCCAAUACACCCUAGGGAAGCGCUCACUCAGUUAAGGAGUGAUUAAAGUCAGUAGGUGCAGGCUGCUUAUGUAAAAAUUAUCUUCCCUGUCAUUUUGCUCCCCUCUCCUUCCAGAGGUCUCUCCCUUUCUGACUCAUUCUGGGUCUGAGGAAAUAAUUUUUCUCUUUUCCCGUAGACAGACCUCUGGGUAACUGGGCAUUUGGCCUUCUUGCCUACGGAACCUAAUGGAAGACUGAAUGUAGACAAGCUGAUUAUUACAUUCUGUGAAGUAAGAGCUCGCUACCAGCCAGCUUUAAACUUCUCGUCCAGUGUCCAGCAUUUCUUCACCUGUGGACUCUCCUAAAAUUUGCUUUAUUGGGAAAAUAAAAAACAAAAUAAAACAAAACCUGGGUAAGAGGAGGUAAUUAACAAAAGAAAAGUUAGUACCUUUUCCUUACCUUACCAGUGGAUGCAAAGGCCAGGGCUGUAACCCAGUUGGAUUGCGCCUUUAAUUCCAGGAAGCUGCAGAAGAAAGGGACAAUGGCUCUGAGUGGGAACUGUAGCCGUUAUUAUCCUCGGGACCAAGGGGCUGCUGUUCCCAACUCCUUCCCUGAAGUCAUAGAGCUGAAUGUUGGGGGCCAGGUUUACUUUACUCGCCAUUCCACAUUAAUAAGCAUCCCCCAUUCUCUUCUGUGGAAAAUGUUUUCCCCAAAGAGAGACACUGCUAACGAUCUAGCCAAGGACUCCAAGGGAAGGUUUUUCAUCGACAGAGAUGGCUUUCUGUUCCGUUAUAUUCUGGACUAUCUCAGGGACAGGCAGGUGGUCCUGCCUGAUCACUUUCCAGAAAGAGGAAGGCUGAAAAGAGAAGCUGAGUAUUUCCAGCUCCCUGACCUCGUCAAACUCCUGGCCCCUGAGGAAGUCAAGCAAAGCCCGGAUGAGUUCUGCCACAGUGACUUCGAAGAUGCCUCCCAAGGAAGCGACACGAGAAUCUGCCCCCCCUCUUCGCUGCUUCCUCAUGACCGCAAGUGGGGUUUUAUUACUGUGGGUUACAGGGGAUCCUGUACCUUGGGCAGAGAGGGGCAAGCAGAUGCCAAGUUUCGGAGAGUUCCCCGGAUUUUGGUUUGCGGAAGGAUUUCCUUGGCAAAGGAAGUUUUUGGUGAAACUUUGAAUGAAAGUAGAGACCCCGACCGAGCUCCAGAAAGAUACACCUCCAGAUUUUAUCUCAAGUUCAAACAUCUGGAAAGAGCUUUUGAUAUGUUGUCAGAGUGUGGAUUCCACAUGGUGGCCUGUAACUCCUCGGUUACAGCAUCUUUUGUCAACCAGUAUACAGAAGACAAGAUCUGGUCGAGCUAUACUGAAUAUGUCUUCUACCGUGAGCCCUCCAGGUGGUCCUCCUCCCAUUGUGAUUGCUGCUGCAAGAAUGGCAAGGGAGACAAAGGGGAGAGUGGCACUUCCUGCAAUGACCUCUCUACUUCCAGCUGCGACAGCCAGUCAGAGGCCAGCUCUCCCCAGGAGACAGUGAUCUGUGGGCCUGUAACGCGCCAGGGCAACAUCCAGACUCUGGACCGGCCCAUCAAGAAAGGUCCCGUGCAGCUGAUCCAACAGUCAGAGAUGAGGCGGAAAAGUGACCUGCUCCGGACUCUGACUUCCGGCUCCAGGGAGUCGAACAUAAGCAGCAAAAAGAAAGCUGCGAAGGAAAAGCUCUCCAUCGAGGAGGAGCUGGAGAAAUGUAUCCAGGAUUUCCUGAAGAUAAAAAUUCCAGAUCGCUUCCCUGAGAGAAAACAUCCUUGGCAGUCUGAACUUUUACGGAAGUAUCAUCUAUAGGGGAGGGCAGUGGGUAGUCACCACUUUGAAAUAAACCUCCUGAAAGGAAGACAUAUAUUAAAGGAAAAAUAACAACUAACGAUGUGUUAGAACACAAUGUCCAUUGAUGUCCUACUGCCUACUUUGCCUAGCUCACCUUAACAUGUAAAUUCACAGGGUAGAUUUCUUUUUAGAUGUGGAACCAGAAGCGAUGCCCUUAUGUUGUCCUCUGUCUCUUAUUUGCUUGGUCCCAUGUGUUGAGAAUCUUAAGGUACAAGGAGAGCCAGCUACGUGAGUAGCUCGAAUCCCAAACCUGCUUUUUUGUUUGUUUGUUUUCUCUCAUUUUCUGCCUCCUUCCCUUGACCAAGAAUGGACAGUUGAAGGAGAUAUAACCCAGUGGCAUAUGUUAAGAAAUUAUUCUUUUUCCUUUCCUUUUGUUUAUGGGGUGAGGGGAGAACGGCAGAUUUGUAUGAUUUUCCACUAAAAUCUCUAUGUGCCAGGUUCUAUUGACUUUGUAUGCAUGAGCGUUUCUGACACAAGCACAGUAUAUGUCUGUAUAUAUGCACAAAGAAUGCACACGACCCAGGGCUGGGACAGCAGAGGGCUAACACCUUACUGCCAGCUGCCCCUUCAAGAGCGCUUCAGACAACAGAGCCUCUGCCUAUUCAGUAAAACCCUCCUGGGCAGAUUUGCCAGCCUCCCUUGGCAACACUUUCUAAAGCUGUAUAGGCCCCCAUCAUCAACAAAUUCCCUUAUUUUGAAACAAAUACCCGCAGGCUCCUUUGAUUUGCUGUGCUCUUUCCCUACAUCAGGAGCCUGUGAGAUGAGCUAGUCCAACCCUGUUUGUGUUUAACAGACAAGCAAACAGUCACAUCCACAAACAGAGCUUCAAGACACCACCUCCUCAGCCUUCUCCAUUCUUACUAGAACGAUCACCAUUCUCUAGCUGACUCGGAGUUUUAACUUGCCCACAUUUUAUUAACGAGGCCUUUGAUAUAAUCCAGGCAAAUUCUUUGCAUACCUGUGGGUUGUGAAGCAAGGAACUAAUUAAACAUGCAUCCAGCCUUCUGUUCUCUUAUUUUAGAGGAUUUGUGUCCCCCCCCACAUACAUCUUAAUUUCUCAUACAAACUUUCCACUACACCUAUACACGGUUGUUUGCCUGUAUCCAGGUUUGGAUACCUUUGGAAUCCUGGGGUUUGACUGUGGCCCUACUAUGGUUUAGUUGUAUCAUUUCUACAGUGUCUGUAAUAAUCCAAGUGGGUGACUGGAACAUAAAGGUUUCUAAUUUGAUUUUUUUAAACUUUUUUUUUAAUAGUCCUGACCUGUAUAGAUACCAUCCAAAAGAAAUUGUGAACACUGUCUAUCCAUGUGACUCUGUCUUCUAUUAAUCUUCCAGUAGUUCUGUUCACCUGUGUUAAAAGAAUGUCCAAAGACAACUUUUAAUUUUCAGCAUUCCUCAUAUAUCUCAGUGGUAACUGAAAAAGACGAUUUAUCACUA
Molecule: messenger RNA, 4253 nt
Organism: Rattus rattus (black rat)
Lineage: Eukaryota; Metazoa; Chordata; Mammalia; Rodentia; Muridae
Gene: Kctd16
Product: potassium channel tetramerization domain containing 16
Exons: 2
Coding region: 1492-2775 (427 amino acids)
Biological process (GO): regulation of G protein-coupled receptor signaling pathway; protein homooligomerization
Cellular component (GO): presynaptic membrane; postsynaptic membrane
Molecular function (GO): protein binding
Source: RefSeq, a predicted model, not a curated record